AUGUCUUUCAAGAAAGUCCUCCUCGUCGGCGCGAAUGGAACACUAGGCUCAGUUCUUCUCGAAGGCCUCGUUUCCUCAAAAUCCUUCGAUGUCUCUGUCGCCAAACGUGAAUCAUCCAAAUCAACACCCGCGCACGCCGAAUCCAUCUCCAUCGUCACCAUCCCAGACGAUUUCGCAAUUGACGCUUUAGUUCCCGCCCUCAAAGGCCAAGAUGUUGUUAUUGCUUCGUUCCCUUUGACCAACGUUGUUGAUCAGCAUCUCCGCCUUGCUGAAGCCUCUGCAAAGGCGGGCGUGAAACGCUUUAUCCCUGCCGACUUUGGAAGCUGUGAUGCGCAGAGCGAGCAAGCAAAGAAGCUGCUCAAGCUUUACCGUGAUAAGGAUGAAGUGAGGAACAAGGCUAUCGAGCUUGCAAAGGAGUACCCUGGUUUCUCGUGGACGUCUAUCGUGUGUGGGCAUUUCUUCGACUAUGGAAUCCGCGAUGGCCUGCUACAUACCGAUCUCACGACCAAUACCGCUGUGAUCCUUGACAAGGGCGAUGUUCCAGCCUCAGCAUCCACACUCUCACGCGUCGCCGAGUCUCUAGUAGCAGUACUCAAGCACCCAGACAGCACAAAAAACCGCCUCCUCUACGUUCAAAGCUUCUGCAAGACACAACUGGAAGUGGUGGUAGCCCUCCAGAAAGCGACAGGUGUGGAGUGGAAGAAGGAGUUUGUGGACUCGGACGAUUUCCUGAAGGAGCAAACCGACAAGAUGGCCGUGAAAUACGAUCCUCAUGCAUUGGAGAAGAUUGUAUUUGUGCUGGGAGCACUAGACGCCGAGUGGCCCAAGAGGGGAAAUGCCUUUGCCAUGAAGGAAUUGGGACUUGAAGAUGAGGACCUUGACGAAGUUAUCACCAGCAUUGUUAAGCAGUGGAGGAAGGAGAGGGAGGGAAGUAGAAGAAGUGAUGGUAUGGGACUUGUUAUCUGA
Messenger RNA from Fusarium pseudograminearum CS3096, 966 nucleotides. RefSeq lists its product as uncharacterized. The record is from RefSeq and is a predicted model, not a curated record. Gene Ontology annotation, molecular function: oxidoreductase activity. The coding region runs from base 1 to 966 and encodes 321 amino acids. NCBI's taxonomy places the organism in Eukaryota, Fungi, Ascomycota, Sordariomycetes, Hypocreales, Nectriaceae. The transcript has a single exon.